AUGGGCAAUACGGAGACACGGGAUUUGAUAGAAGAAGUGAGAAACUGUCUGCAAGAAAACCGGCGCUUGACAGAUUUCGACGAUGUCUGGGCCACCGGAUUUUGGGACGAAAUUAAGAAAAUAUUACCAUCCGAGCAAAACGGAAGCAGUAUAAUAAUCACGACCAGAAAGAAUGAAGCCGAGGAACCUUUCACCAGAAUUGCCUUCCAUGGUGAUGAAUGCCCACAAGACUUGCGACUAUUGUCUGAUGAAAUAAUCGACAAAUGCAAAGGGUUGCCACUGGCUAUCACGACCAUUGGGAGUCUUCUUUCAAAAACAAAUAUAGACAACGAUGAUGUCAGCACCAAGUGGCAAAAUGUGCAUAAAAACCUAAGUCGGCUCUUGGCUAAUGAUACUGAUGCUGGCCGGGUGUUGAACACGGUCAUACUCAUCCGUUUAUGGAUUGCAGUAGGGUUUGUCAAAGAAAACCCAGAGAGGCCGGAAGAAAUCGGAAGGAAACACCUCCAAGAGCUGAUAAACAGAAGCUUGAUUCAGGCUACAGUGGUUGAUUGUGAUGGCAAAGUUAGAAGUUGCAGAGUUCAUGACAUGAUGCGCGGGUUCAUCUUACAAAAGUUUGAAGAGAUGAACUUCUGUCAACUUUUUGACGAUGCUGGCAGCUCGGACUUAAACUCUUCAGACUCACCACGACGAUCAUCCAUUCAAAAGGAUUACAGAGAAAAUGAGCUUCAAGGGGUUAUUUCAGAUCCUGGCAAGCUAAAGAAGCUAGGUAUCACCAGACUAAGACGUCAUAAUGGAAGAGAUUUAUACAGUAGAGUCUUUAACCGCCUUACCUCACUGUGGAUAGGAGCAGUGGACGAGAAUGAAUUUCUAGAGCUAGACUCGUUAACCAACCCUCCAAGGCACCUUGAACGACUUUACUUGGAGGGUCGUUUGCAGAGCUUGCCAAAAUGGAUUCCCAGACUCAAAAAGCUAGUGAAGCUAUGCUUUUACGGCUCAGGAAUAACGGAUGAUCCUAUAGAUUCUGUUAAAAGACUUGAAUGA
Messenger RNA from Prosopis cineraria, 1041 nucleotides. RefSeq names its product disease resistance protein RPM1-like. NCBI's taxonomy places the organism in Eukaryota, Viridiplantae, Streptophyta, Magnoliopsida, Fabales, Fabaceae. Gene Ontology annotation, molecular function: ADP binding. The coding region runs from base 1 to 1041 and encodes 346 amino acids. The transcript has 5 exons. The record is from RefSeq and is a predicted model, not a curated record. Gene Ontology annotation, biological process: defense response to other organism.